AUGGAAGAUGGCAAGUUCCGAGUUAUGGAAGGCAAAGUGAAAUCGAUUUACAAGGUCAGGCACAAGGACAUCAAGCGGGGACUCUUUGGAGCUGUCAAAGACUUCUUUACGGGCACGGUGGCGGGUCACGAGACUGAGCAGGACAAGCGGGAUGAGCUAGAGACAAACCUUCAUGCUGCAUUGGCAGAUAGCACUGUCUUGAACGCGUACAUCGGUGCUAACUUUCAGCACUUCCUCAAGGGAGUCGGCAUCGAGUGCGAGGCGGUUGAUUCGGUGAGGCAGCUGGACCCGCCGGCUGAGGCCUAA
Molecule: messenger RNA, 306 nt
Organism: Symbiodinium natans
Lineage: Eukaryota; Dinophyceae; Suessiales; Symbiodiniaceae
Source: the annotation of a GenBank genome assembly